Amoebophrya sp. A120 is the source of this 273-nucleotide messenger RNA. Lineage: Eukaryota; Dinophyceae; Syndiniales; Amoebophryaceae. The record is from the annotation of a GenBank genome assembly.
AUGGAACAAUUCGAGCGGGGGGCGCAGAAUCAACAACAAGCGAGUUCUUUGUACGAUAACUUAUCCGCCUACCAAGAGCAGCAACACGACGCGCUUUUGCUCCACGAGAACGAGAACUUUGAACAGGAACAGCAUGUCAUGCUGAAUGCGGGAUACCUGGACAGUGGCAGUAGCUCUCCUGCUGCUGGAGCAGGUCAAGGAGCAGUUUCUGGGGCGGCUCUUGAGCUUGAACAACAACGGACGAAUAAGCAGGAACAGGACGUCGAGGCGACG